Messenger RNA from Lontra canadensis (Northern American river otter), 1663 nucleotides. RefSeq names its product transmembrane O-methyltransferase homolog. The transcript has 10 exons. The record is from RefSeq and is a predicted model, not a curated record. Gene Ontology annotation, biological process: developmental process; dopamine metabolic process; catecholamine catabolic process. NCBI's taxonomy places the organism in Eukaryota, Metazoa, Chordata, Mammalia, Carnivora, Mustelidae. Gene Ontology annotation, molecular function: catechol O-methyltransferase activity; protein binding.
CCCCCUCGCGCCACCCUCUGAUUGGCCCCGGUCGUCAGGAGUCUCACGCAAGGGCACGCUUCAGGACCCGGGAAAAGGAAGUGUGAGGACCACUGGGAAGAGAGAACGGGCGUCGCUAUUUCCGGACCCGGGCCGGGACUUGAGAGAAAAGAAAACUACAAAUCCCAGCACGUCCCGCGGCUUUGGAGCCCCGCCCCUAGCGAACUACAGCUCCCGAAAACAAUCCCUGAACCCAAAGGAAUGAAUCCCUAAUGGUGGAGUUUCAGGCAUUGGUGACAGGCUGAACCCGGACUCCCAGGGCCAGUGCUUACACCUGACAAAUGAUGGCCUGAGCUAUGAGCAGACAGGACUAUAUGAACACUUCGGUGCAAGAGCCCCCUCUUGACUACUCCUUCCGAAGCAUCCACGUGAUCCAAGACCUGAUGAGCGAGGAGCCACGGACAGGGCUACGACCGUUAAGGCACUCAAAGUCAGGGAAGUCACUGACCCAGUCCCUGUGGCUGAACAACAAUGUCCUCAAUGACCUGAGAGACUUUAGUCAUGUGGUUUCACUGCUUCUGGAGCAUCCAGAGAACCUGGCCUGGAUCGACCUGUCCUUCAACGACCUGACUUCCAUCGACCCUGUCCUGACAACUUUCUUCAACCUCAGUGUACUCUAUCUCCAUGGCAACAGCAUCCAGCGCCUAGGAGAGGUGAACAAGCUGGCUGUCCUCCCACGGCUCCGGAGCCUGACACUCCACGGGAAUCCCAUAGAGGAAGAGAAGGGGUAUAGUCGGCCCUGGAGACCCCCCUCCUUUCCUAUGCUCUGAUCGUCCCCAAGCAGGAGCCUCCAGCCCAGGUAAGCAGGGCUCUUGAGUGUGGGGACCAUGUCCCCCGCCAUCGCACUGGCCUUCCUGCCCCUGGUGGUGACAUUGCUGGUGCGGUACCGGCACUACUUCCGACUGCUGGUGCGUAUGGUCUUGCUGCGGAGCCUCCGAGAUUGCCUUUCAGGGCUGCGGAUUGAGGAGCGGGCCUUCAGCUAUGUGCUCACCCAUGCCCUGCCUGGGGACCCCAGUCACAUCCUCACCACCCUGGACCAUUGGAGCAGCCACUGCGAGUACCUGGGCCACAUGGGGCCUGUCAAAGGUCAGAUCCUGAUGCGGCUGGUGGAGGAGAGAGCCCCUGCUUCCGUGCUAGAGCUGGGCACCCACUGCGGGUACUCCACAUUGCUUAUUGCCCGUGCCCUGCCGCCCGGGGGCCGCCUUCUCAUCGUGGAGUGGGACCCACGCAUGGCAGUAGUGGCUGAAAAACUCAUCCGCCUGGCUGGCUUCGACGAGCGCACGGUGGAGCUCAUUGUGAGUAGCUCAGAGGAGGUGAUCCCACACCUACGAACCCAGUACCAGCUGAACCGGGCAGACAUGGUGCUCCUGGCACACCGGCCCCGAUGUUACCUGCGAGACCUGCAGCUGCUGGAGGCCCAUGCCCUGCUGCCAGCUGGUGCCACUGUGUUGGCUGACCACGUGCUCUUCCCGGGUGCACCUCGCUUCCUGCAGUAUGCCAAGAACUGUGGCCGCUACCGCUGCCGCCUCCACCACACUGGCCUCCCAGACUUCCCUGCUAUAAAGGACGGCAUAGCCCAGCUCACCUAUACAGGGCCUAGCUAAGGCCCGGGCCCAGGGGUACU